This is a messenger RNA of Pangasianodon hypophthalmus (striped catfish), 4189 nucleotides long. It is a transcript of the gene nrd1b, whose product is annotated as nardilysin b (N-arginine dibasic convertase). Bases 378 to 3659 code for a protein of 1093 amino acids. Gene Ontology annotation, molecular function: metal ion binding; metalloendopeptidase activity. Gene Ontology annotation, biological process: proteolysis. The record is from RefSeq and is a predicted model, not a curated record. NCBI's taxonomy places the organism in Eukaryota, Metazoa, Chordata, Actinopteri, Siluriformes, Pangasiidae. The transcript has 31 exons.
GACGGACAGUGUACAUCCACAAAUCAGGGCCAUAGUGGUCGUUUAAAUGCUUGUCAAAAAGCUCUCCCUACAGUCGCUCUGGCAGCUUGUUGCCAGCUAAACCAAUCGGAAUAUCGCUUACUUUUGUGUUCAACUCUGAUCACCAAUCACAUUGUCCCAUACUAGAGCUUCGAAAGUCACGUUAAGGGGCAGGACUGAAUACCAAAUACCUGCUCCUGGAGUAUAGUACACAUGCAACAGAAGCCGUUACUUAUCUGCCCUGUGUAGUGUACCUACGUAGGGGUUUGGUGUUAUUUGGGAUUCGGUCCACAUUAAGACGAGAAAAGAAGAACCAAGCUAGCUUCUUAGCUCCAUACCGUGUUGAUUUCCUUGUAGAAAUGCCUCAGAAAAACAAAUCCAAAACGUCCUGUGGAACUAUCCAAGAGCUCAGGCCUGAGAGCGGAGAGCCGCCACCGCAGCCUCAGACAGAACCGAGAGCUGCUCUUGCUUCUGGAGACCCAGCUGAGAAAGCAGAGAAUGACCUUGAGGACUUAGAGAUAAUUAAAUCACCAAGUGACCCAAAGAAAUACAGGUACAUUGAAUUGAGCAAUGGUCUGAGAGCACUGCUCAUCUCAGAUCAGGGUCAGGAAGCAUGCGUGUGUAAGUUUGAGCGGUCGGAUGAUCGUGGUGAUGACGAUGAGAGUGAGGAGGAGGAGGAAGAUGGCGGGUCUGAGGAAGACAGCGAUGAUGACAGAGAUAGUAAUGACUCAGAUGGGAAUGGUGAAGUGAGGAAAAAGAUGAAGAAGGGCACGUCAGAGAAACAGUCAGCGGCUGCUCUAUGUAUCUGUGUGGGAAGCUUCAGUGAUCCAGAGGAUCUGCCUGGUCUUGCCCAUUUCCUUGAGCACAUGGUGUUUAUGGGUAGUGAAAAGUACCCAGCUGAGAAUGGCUUUGAUGCAUUUCUAAAGAAACACGGCGGCAGUGACAAUGCUUCAACUGACUUAGAGAGGACCAUCUUCCAGUUUGAUGUUCAGAGGAAGUACUUCAAAGAGGCUCUGGAUAGGUGGGCGCAAUUCUUCAUCUGUCCUUUGAUGAUAGAAGAUGCUAUUGAAAGGGAGGUGGAAGCUGUGGACAGUGAAUACCAGUUGGCCAGGCCAUCAGACUCUCAUCGCAAAGAAAUGCUCUUUGGAAGCCUAGCAAAGCCCAACCAUCCGAUGAGCAAAUUCUGCUGGGGAAAUGCCCAAACUCUGAAGCACGAACCAAAGGAGAAGAUGAUCAAUACUUAUGAGCGUCUGCGGGAGUUCUGGAAGAGAUACUACUCUGCUCAUUACAUGACCCUCACUGUGCAGUCCCGAGAGACGCUGGACACUUUAGAGGAAUGGGUGAGGGAAAUUUUCAUCAAGGUCCCAAACAAUGGUCAGACACAUCCUGAUUUUUCCAACCUUCAGGACCCUUUUGCUACACCAGAUUUCAACAAGCUGUAUAGAGUGGUUCCUGUUAGAAAAAUCCAUGCUCUCACCAUCAGCUGGGCUUUACCUCCUCAAGGCAUACAUUACAGGGUGAAGCCUUUGCACUACAUAUCCUGGCUGGUUGGACAUGAGGGUGCUGGCAGUAUCCUCUCUGUGCUCAGGAAGAAGUGCUGGGCGUUGGCUCUGUUUGGAGGCAACAGCGAGACAGGUUUUGAUCAGAACACUACUUACUCCAUCUUCAGCAUAUCCAUCACCCUGACAGAUGAGGGCUACCAGAAUUUCUACCAGGUGGUGCAUUUGGUGUUUCAGUACAUGAAGAUGCUUCAGAAACUCAAACCCCAGCAGAGGAUUUAUGAAGAAAUUCAGAAGAUAGACGCCAAUGAGUUUCACUAUCAAGAGCAGACAGAUCCAAUUGAGUUUGUGGAGAAAAUUUGUGAGAACAUGCAGCUUUUCCCUAAAGAGGACUUUCUCUGUGGAGACCAGCUCAUGUUUGAAUACAACCCAGAGGUGAUUUCCCAUGCCUUGGCGCUGCUCACUCCUGAGAGAGCAAACCUGCUGCUGCUAUCCCCGGAGCACGAAGGACAGUGUCCACUGAAGGAGAAGUGGUUUGGCACUCAGUACAGUGUAGAAGAUAUUCCUCUGGAAUGGAGCGAGCUGUGGUCUAGAGAUUUCCCUCUGAACCCUGCCCUUCACCUCCCUGCUGAGAACAAGUUCAUAGCCACGGAUUUCACACUGAAAACAUCAGACUGUCCUGACGUCGAGUUCCCGGUCAAAAUUGUUGACAACAGCCACGGGCGACUGUGGUUUAAAAAAGACACAAAGUUUAAAAUACCGAAAGCAUAUAUCCGCUUCAACUUGCUCACACCCCUGAUCCAAGAGUCUCCUGAAAACCUGGUUCUGUUUGACCUCUUUGUGAACAUCCUGGCCCAUAACUUGGCUGAGCCGGCUUACGACGCAGAUGUGGCCCAGUUGGAGUACAAGCUGGUUCCAGGAGAUCACGGCCUGGUCAUACGGCUCAAAGGUUUCAAUCACAAACUGCCUUUGCUACUGAACCUGAUUGUAGACUACUUGGCAGACUUCACUGCAGCUCUUGACGUGUUCAGCAUGUUUGCAGAGCAGUUGAAAAAGACAUACUUCAACAUCCUCAUCAAGCCAGAGAGGCUGGGAAAAGAUGUGCGUCUGCAGAUCCUGGAGCACUCUCGAUGGUCGGUCAUCCAGAAGUACCAGGCCAUCAAUAAGAACCUCACCAUGGAUGAUCUGAUGCAGUUUGUCACCAAGUUUAAGGCACAAAUGUUUGUCGAAGGACUUGUGCAGGGCAACUUCACAAGUAAUGAGUCCAAAGAGUUCCUGCAGUAUUUUACUGAGAGGCUCCAGUUUCAGCCUCUUCCAACUGAGCCUCCUGUUCUGUUCCGUGUGGUGGAUCUGCCACAGAAGCAUCACCUGUGUAAAGUCCAGUCCCUAAACAAGGGUGAUGCCAACUCUGAGGUCACUGUUUAUUAUCAGUCUGGGAUUAAGAGCCUUAGAGAGCAUGCGCUGAUGGAGCUGCUUGUGAUGCACAUGGAGGAGCCCUGUUUUGACUUCCUAAGGACUAAAGAGACUUUGGGGUAUCAGGUGUACCCUACCUGCAGGAACACAUCCAGUAUCCUUGGCUUCUCGGUUACUGUUGAGACUCAAGCAACCAAAUUCAGCACUGACUUUGUAGAGAAUAAAAUUGAAGAGUUCUUGGUGAACUUUGGUGAGAAAAUGGCCAAUCUGUCAGAUGAGGCAUUUCAGGCACAAGUCACUGCUCUGAUCAAGCUGAAGGAGUGUGAGGAUACACACCUCGGCGAAGAGGUGGACAGGAACUGGUUCGAGGUGGUCACCCAGCAGUACGUGUUUGACCGACUUAGCAAAGAGAUUACGGCUCUGAAGGAGAUGACCAAAGCAGAUCUGCUGUCUUGGUAUAUGGAGCACAGACGUGCAGACAGCAAGAAGCUCAGUGUACACGUGGUUGGCUUUGGGCAGGAGGAGAAAGACCGUGGAGACAACCAGACCUCCUUCGACCCACUGCAGAAGAGUGAAGACAAUACAGACAAGUGUUCCUCCUAUGGAGAGGUGUCCAAGCUCACCUUCCUGCCAGCCUCACCAGUCCUUGCUGGAGCCUCCAUGAUUACCGACAUCCGUGCUUUCACCUCCUCCCUUACACUCCAUCCCUACCACAAAAUCCUCGGCUAAUUUAGAACUUCAUCCCAAUGGAACUCAGGAAUAGCUGUGCAGAUAUGCUUGCUUGAGGAGCUACCUCAGAUUUGAAGAACUGUGCAAGAACUCUUUUUUUGCAUUAGUGAUGCAAUGCAAUGAGGUUUCAUAUCAGUAUGUACUCAUGACAAAAGAAAAAAGGUGACUGAAAAGGUGAGCAAAAGAAAUGCAGACUUCUCAUCAGCUGCUUUGAAAGAAAAUCUACUUACUGCAGAAAUUUAUCAUAACAUUGUCAGAAUUAACCAAAUCUAAGGAAGACUAUGCUAGAGGUGGAAGAUGUGAAUCCAGAGAUGUUUACUUUCCGCAGUAUGUUUUAACUUGAUUUCUGUCUUUGUGAGAGAAACAAGGUUUUGAAGAUGUCAUUGUAGGUUAUGUGAUACAGAAUGUGAUGUAGGAUUGCAAUGCAAGGCUUAUCUGUACUGAGUGCUGUAGCGUAUACAGAGUAUAGCAUGUUUUAUCAUCUGUCUUUUCAUCAAAUGUAUAUAUGUAAUAAAUGUGUCUGGGAACAA